AGGAGGGCAAAGCCAAGCCAGCCAGCCUGCCCUGUGAGCUCCCACAGCAGUGUAGCCCCAGGACGAGGAAGGAGGGAGCCUCUCAGGAUCGCAGCCGGCUCCAGCAGCACCGCUAGGUUCUCAGCCUCCGCGCCCAGCAUGUUCCAGUGGAAGAAGACAAUCUACAAAAGUGCCUGCCUGUCCUUUGUGCUGGUGAUCAUGGUGACGGUGCUGCAGAGGGGGAUGACUCCUAGCCAUUUCAUUCAGGGCCAGCAGCAGAAAGAAUUGCACCAAGAGCCCGUGAAAGCUCAGAAGAGAGAUGGCAGCUUCUCCAAGACCGGCAACUUCUGGAAGAGCAAGAAGGAGAAGACCCCCCUGGAGGCGGAGGGAGUCACUGAGAACCAGGUGAAAUCCUGGGACGUCACCACUAUCAAUUGCACGGCCAACCAGAACAUCAGCAAGUUGGACUGGUUCAAGGGGCUGGAACCCAACUUUCGGCAGUUCCUGCUUUACCGGCACUGUAGGUACUUCCCCAUGCUGAUCAACCACCCGGAGAAGUGCAGGGGUGACAUUUACCUGCUGAUUGUGGUCAAGUCCAUCAUCACGCAGCACGACCGGCGGGAGGCCAUCCGAAGGACCUGGGGCCAGGAGAAAGAGGUGGAUGGGAAAAAGAUCAGGACUCUCUUUCUGCUGGGCACGGCCGCCAAAGAAGAAGAGAGGGCCAACUACCAGAAGCUGCUGGAUUAUGAGAACCACAUCUAUGGGGAUAUCCUACAAUGGGAUUUCCUGGACAGUUUCUUCAACCUCACCCUCAAGGAGGUCCAUUUCCUAAAGUGGCUCAACAUCUACUGCGACAGCGUUCGCUUCAUCUUCAAGGGGGAUGACGACGUCUUCGUCAGCCCCAACAACAUCCUGGAGUUCCUGGACAACAAGAAGGAAGAAGACCUGUUUGUGGGGGACGUUCUGUACAAAGCCAGGCCGAUCCGGAAGAAAGAGAACAAGUACUACAUCCCCAGCGCCCUCUACAACAAGAACAGCUACCCACCCUAUGCGGGUGGUGGAGGUUUCCUCAUGGAUGGGCCCCUGGCCAUAAAGCUCCACAAGACCUCGGAGACCUUGGAGCUGUACCCCAUCGAUGACGUCUUCCUGGGGAUGUGCCUGGAGGUCCUCAAGGUGGCGCCAGUCAGACACGAGGGCUUCAAGACCUUCGGCAUUGUGAAGAACAAGAACAGCAAGAUGAACAAGGAGCCGUGUUUCUACCGGAGCAUGAUGGUGGUUCACAAACUGUUGCCCCUGGAGCUGCUCCAGAUGUGGAACCUGGUCCACAGUAACUUAACCUGCUCCAGAAAGCUCAACGUCCUUUAGCAUGUGGCUUCCUUGAGGAGCUGUGGCAGGAAGGGUUGGAGCAUCUAGAACCUUGUCUUGGGGGGCGAGGGGAAAGAACCUAGAACCAGAUGAAGGCAACAAACUAUUCUGGGACUACUCCAGAGCCUUCCCUUCCGGCGACGAGAGGAGAGAGACUGUGGUCGGGGGGAGGGAAGGUUUCUAAUGGGGUAUUUCUGUACUGUACUGCGUUUUUUUUUUAUCCCCAACUGGGUUGGGGGUUGCUAAAAAAGAAAAAGGAGGAUAAGAGAAAAGAGAGAGAGAACAAGGAUCAUCUUGGGGAAAACUUCUGGGUGCUACAUUUCAGGAAAGAUGUGGACAAAUUGGGGAAAGUCCAGAGAAGAGCAAUAAAAAUGAUAAAAGGUCUAGAAAACAUGACCUAGGAGGGAAGAUUGAAAAAAUUGGGUUGGUUUAGUCUGGAGAAGAGAAGACUGAGAGGGGACAUGAUAAGUUUUCAAGUACAUAAAAGUUUGUUACAAGGAGGAGGGAGAAAAAUUGUUCUCAUUAACCUCUGAGGAUAGGACCAGAAGCAAUGGGCUUAAAUUGCAGCAAGAGCGGCUUAGGUUGGACAUUAGGAAAAAACUUCCUGUCAUGUGAUUAAGCACUGGAAUAAACUGCCCAGGGAGGCUGUGGAAUCUCCAUCCUUGGAGAUUUUUAAGAGCAGGUUGAACAAACACCUGUCAGGGAUGGUCUAGAUAAUACUUAGUCCUGCCCUGAGUGCUGGGAACUGGACUAGAUGACCUCUCGAGGUCUCUUCCUGUCCUAUGACUCUGACUGACUGGCACAUGCCCUGCUCCACAGUGUCCCUGUGUCAUUCUCGCCUCCUCUUGCCUGGGAGCCCCUGAACAGAGGAAUGCGCCUGGUGUGAAUUCCUCAGGGAUUUCUCUCUCCUAGGGGGAAGGGGAGGAGGGAUUGCAAAUUUCAAAACAAGCACACAGUGAAUCUCAAUUCGGUCUGGCCAGUGCAGCCUCCCCAGAGCAGUCACACGCUGCCCCAGAUCAAUAGGCUGCAGCACCCCCAUUCUAAUGGCUUCAUUUGCCUAUGGCUCAUCAACCGCCUUGGACAAGUACCCUUCUAAUGCCGGUGCCUGCUGGUCACUCCGUUGUCUCUCCAGCCAAAGGCGGCACGGCCUGGAGUCAUUUACAAGUGAUUCUCCCUCCUCCCCCUAUGGGUUGCCAAUUUUGGUUGGCUGUAUUCCUGAAGGUUUCAUCACCUCACAUAAUCUUCAAUUCCUGGAGACUCCAGGCCCUGGGAGACACGACCCUCCCUCCAGCUGGUCAUGGUGCCACCCACGACCUUUGUGGUGCUAGUUCCACAGAGGAUUUUCAUUUCCCUCCCUGUGCCAGCGACUGUGGCCCAGAGACUUCUCUGAGGACACUGCCAGCUGCCUGACAAUGGCACGGCUCUGGGGGAAACUCUGUAGCCAGGGCAGGAGGCCAUUUUGUGGCUGGGUCGGGCCUAGCAGCAGCCAUGUCACCACAGCAACGGGUGCUAGGCUUCUCUCCCACCUGAGCAGAGGGCAGGCUGGCGUCAGGGCUGGAUGUCUACAGCCCCCACCCCUGGCCCUUAGUGGAGAGAGGGAAUGGGACAUUCUGUUCUAAUUAGAAGUCAACAUUGGGGUUAACCCCAGUGCCAGGAAAACCUGCCUUGAAAGGUCCAUCGGUAACACUCCAGCAGGCAGCGUGGCCCCAGAAAAAGCAACAUCCAUGGUGCAGGAAUACACAUGACCAUGCACUCCCACCCGUUACACCUGCAAAGACACAGCUGUAUACCUGCAGACACGGGUGCACAGAUGUGUCCAUGCACAGCCCCACGGUGAGAUGCAUCUCUGCACACAUGCGCAGGCCCGGUUCACAGGCGUGCACAUGCCCAACCACACAGUCAGGUACACACCGGCGUGUUCAUGCACAUACACGGGCCAGAGCAAAGCCGCCGGAGUGAGCACAGCAUGUUGCUACAUAGACACAACGGUACAUACGGUGGUGUGCACCGAGACAUGGGUGGGUGCACACACAGCCACCCGUCUCUCCCUGGUGCCAGCCAUUGAAAGGAAAGCACUCCUACUACCUCAACGGUCCCCCUGUGCAGCACCUUUUGAAUGUGUCCUGGAAACGUGCCGGUUUCAUUCUCGCCAAGGCUGUGCAUUCCCCACAUUAGAAAACAAACAAGAAAGGGGGAAAGCCAGCCAAAAACGCCAACCUCAUGCCAGGUCUUGCCACUUACCCUUGGCCUGUGCCCACCUUUUGCUCAAAUGCCUUGCACAUUUGGAAGCGGGGGGACGGCACGCGGGAAAUCCAGCGCUGUUGAGUUCAGAACCAGGCGGCCAGGCAGACAGUCUGCUAGGGUUCAGGUCCGGAAAAGUUUGUGUUUUACUUAGUUACUGUGAACUUUUAUUUAAGGUGGGUUUUUUUGGUGGCAGGGGAGGAUGGAAAAGGAAAGGGGCUGGAAAUGGACAACCUCCUCCUCUCCCCCAAAAAACCGUGCAAGUUCCACUCCCACACUGUCCCCGUCCCGUGUGCAAACGCACUGCGUGUCUGACGGGACUGCAGUGUCGCUCCCACCCUCUCUGCUUCUCCCUGCAGAAUCCAGAGGCCUCCUUUUCUGAACGAACGUACACAGGGGCACUCUCACUAUACGUGUCUGGGUAAUGUAUGUCGGGGUCCAGUAGCUCUGUAUGUCUAUUUAUAGGGUAUACCGUAGACAGUGAUAUAGCAUGCGCAUGUGUAAGGAGAGUAUUGACUGGGUACGUGAACAUCUCAAGGCUGCUUUUUGCCGUGGUGGGAGCUGUACAGACAAAUAUGGUAGGUUUGAGGACUUUUAGUUUCUAAAUAAAGAUUUUUUU
Molecule: messenger RNA, 4204 nt
Organism: Malaclemys terrapin pileata
Lineage: Eukaryota; Metazoa; Chordata; Testudines; Emydidae
Gene: B3GNT7
Product: UDP-GlcNAc:betaGal beta-1,3-N-acetylglucosaminyltransferase 7
Exons: 2
Coding region: 139-1344 (401 amino acids)
Cellular component (GO): membrane
Molecular function (GO): hexosyltransferase activity
Source: RefSeq, a predicted model, not a curated record